AUGGCUGAAAGUGUUAUCUAUGAAGAUACUCCGUUUGCCGAUUAUCUUGCCGAAAUCGGUAGCAAAGAAGAGUUAGAAAAGCAACCCGAAUUAUUUGAACUUGAAAGGCAGUUUUCACAACACAGCGAUGUUCAAAUGACUUUUUUCACUGAAUUUACAUAUAAUAUUAUCGAAUAUCUCAAGGAAGCUUUCUCAACGGCUCUUCCGAUACAGGAAGAAAACCAGUUCGAAGAACGCUUUAAAUAUUUAUUAUGCACAUCACACCUUUUAAAUGAUACAUUGUCAAUUUACUUCUAUGACAGUAAAAAACCCAGCAUAGUAGAACUUAGAGAAGCUGGUUUAUAUGCCGGUGGACUUUCGCGAAGAAAUUUUGAAGUUCUUUUCAGUGCGGUAAUUGGAUUAACAAUUGUAUUCUUGACAUGGUUAAUACAUGAUGUAGAAGCCAAAGAUUUAAAAACAACAAUGAUUCGAUUACCUGCUGCAUUCCUAUUGGCUAUGUUUGCUUCCUUUUUCUUAUAUCGUCGUAUGCGACGAAAAGCUGUCAAGACAUUAUAUACCUCCGCAUUACAUUAUAUGGAAGCACUUGUGUAUAAUUGUCAAACUCUCGAUUUAAAAGUGAAUAAAGCGUUGAUUAUGAUUCAAGAGAUUGAGUUGGUGUCUCGUGGUUAUAGAUUAUCAAUGCCAUUGUCUCCGAUAUCUCGUAUAGAACAAAAUUCUAAAAAUCGACGUUGUCUUGCGCUUCGGGAGACUGUAUAUAACACUCUUCAAGAAGCUUUUUUAACUUAUCGUAACGCUAUAAUAGUCAUGCAGCCAGAAAUCUCAAAACAUAAUUUGAAUAUUAUGUAUAACAUGUAUAAUAUAAUUCCAAGUAAUGAGGAUGAUGAAUGGAUUAUGGAGGAAGAAAAUGAUAUGCAUUCUUUGGAGAAUUUGAAAUUGUGUUUUCAGAAAAUGCAUGCGAAACGUAGGGAAUGUCUUUGUCAUUUCCUUGCAUUAGAUGUAAUGACACCGGGAAGAGAUUCCCAUCGAAGAGAUUAUGAAAGUCAUUGGGCGGCAGUUAAUAAUCACUUAAAUAAUUUGAGCAUAGUUACCGGGCUUUUCUUGGAAAGAGUUAUUGUUGCUUCUGCUAGUGAAUUAUAUUCCAUACCGUCACCUAAGCAAGAUUUUAUGUCCCAACCAUCUCCCGCAAUUAUCACUAAUAAAACACUCAAGUCUUAUCUUCAUCGUCUUGCAUGUGUAGAACAACAUAUUCGUGGUGUUCAAGCCAAAUUAUACAUUUGUAAUGAAGAUGCUCGCAAAUUUUAUGAAGCUAACGACACGGCAGAAGUAAAUGAAAAGGAACGCCUAUUGAAUCAAUAUGAAUCCAUAAGCAAAGAUUUUAAGUAUAUGUUUCAAGAAUGGGAAGAAGGAAAGAAAGUGUUGAAGGAGAUGAUGGAACCAAUACCGACAGAUUCUGAUUCUCUUGGGUCACGACAGUCUCUAAUUGAAGAUCUUGAACCUUCAAGAGAUUCGAAUGAAGACGUGGGACAUAAGUCUGAAACGCCUCUCAUUGAUUGGACACAAGCCGAUGAACCAUUAGACGUACCAGCACAAGUAUUUGAAGCAGAGUCUGAACCAGAAGUCAUAAAAAAGAUAUUAACGAGAGAAGAAAGGAUCGCAAUUCAAAAAUCCAAGAGAUCACAAGAGUCAAAGGUAAGAUCCGCACGUCAAGACACCGAACGUAUGGUACAUGAAUUGAAAGAUGUAUUAGUACGGCGGAAGCCUAGAAAUUAUCAAAGCGAGGCGCUAAUUUCUCUAGAAGAUUCCGAGCGAAUACAUUUGCACGGUUCUCGUGUUGCUAUUUAA
Messenger RNA from Funneliformis geosporum, 1842 nucleotides. The record is from the annotation of a GenBank genome assembly. NCBI's taxonomy places the organism in Eukaryota, Fungi, Glomeromycota, Glomeromycetes, Glomerales, Glomeraceae.